GAGAUAGUUCAGGUUUCAUUUGAUCUUGGACUCUCAUCCUCUUUCUGGCAGUCCAACUCAUUUCAAACGAAUCAUUUCCUUUUCCUGUCCAUUUUCUUCACUGUUCAGCUUUCACACCCAUACGUGGUGUUUGAAAAUACAAGAGGGUGGCCGAUCUUGGUCGUGGUCUCCACUGACACGUCCUGACACUUUUAUGCUCUUUUGUAAUUUCUUUCAUUGCUGCCUUUCCGAAUCUCAGUCUUUUUGUCCGCAUUCUCCGUUUGGCUUGAUGACUGAAGGUAUACAAAAUUUCAGUUUUUUCAUUAUCGAUGGAAAAAGCUGUGUAGUUCUUCGGUGGUCGUGAUUUUUUUCUUCUUCCGACUGCACUCCUGCGGGAGUCGAACGUUAGCUUCCAUUUGUGACAUUUUAGUAAAAGGAUCAGCCCCCUCCCUUGCCUUCGGGUGACGUGAAUAUCCUUCUGCCCCUUUAAAGCUCCCCACAGUUGCCACUGGUGAACCUCUCUACCUCUUCCUCUCCCUUCUGCUGGCGGAUCCAGAAUGCUGUCUGGCUUCAGGUUGCGUCCGGCAGAGGAACCGUAUUGGCUCUUUCCGUUUAUGGAACAUGAGGUGCGCCAAUGAGAAACCUCCUUUCUCCCUCCCCUAGCCAACCAGCUCUUUCCUUCCUCCUCUUCCUCGCUAAUUCCCCGCCCAGUAGAGCUGUAAAGAGGUCAGCGGGCGCUCAGAUGCAGGAAAUGGGAUGAUCGCGGCUCGGCUGUGCUUGGCUUCUUGCAUCUUUGUUGCUUCCGACGUUCCUCCUGCAGAGUCCGUAUCCUGAGCUUUGCUUCUUUGUUCUCCUCGUCCCAGUUCUGCAUUGCCUGAUGGAGGGUCAACAUGUAAUGGCUCAAGUCCAUAUCCAGACCCCAAUAUCCUCAUCCUCGUCGUCUUCCUCAGUGGCUGGGGAAGAAUCCAGGAAGCUGCAGAAUCCAGUACGAGCUGCGGCCCGAGAAAGAAUGGCGGGAGGCCGUCUGCUGGACAGUCAUAGCUUGGAUGGGAUAAGCCAGGUUUACGGGACAUCCAAGGCUCAGGAAGGAAGGAGGGCUACAAUCUCAAGCGCCUUGGAGUUGGAAGGGACCGUGAGCCAUGAUGGGGAUUUGACGCACUUUGUGGCCAACAACCUGCAGAUCAAGAUCAAGAUGAGCUCCCGGGGCAGUCUGGAUAACACUGAGCCCACCACCUCCUCAUCGGUGUCAUCACAAUUGUCUAUUAGAGGGAAAAUUGCAGAUAUACCAUCCAUAGACCCCCAGGUAGUUCAAGACCUGGAAAGGCUCACUAGAGACGUGGCGCAAAAAGUGGACCAGAUGCUGAGAGUCUUGAACAGUGCCAUCCAGAACAUGACAGCUCUCAGCGUGGGAUACAUCCAGACUUACCGAGAUGCAGUGGACAGUUUGGGUGAAUCAGUGGACAUGAGCAUCAAAGGGAUGUACACUCUGAUGGCAAGAUGUGAGGAGCUGGACCGCUCCAUGCAGCCUGUUCACACCCUUGCUAAACAGAUCCGGGAGAUUAAGAGGACACUGGAGAUCUUUGAGGCACUUUGCAAGUAGUGCAAUCGUUUCACACAGUGGUGGGAAGAAAAAUGGGGUGGACUCUUGAUGUACAGUGAUUCAUACUCUAAAAGGGAACAUUUAUGUGUGGUUUUUCUUGCACUAUAAUAAAUGAAUUAUGACAGUGUUUCUCAAACUUUAUAAAAUCUAGCCCCUUCUACAUUUA
Molecule: messenger RNA, 1745 nt
Organism: Pogona vitticeps (central bearded dragon)
Lineage: Eukaryota; Metazoa; Chordata; Lepidosauria; Squamata; Agamidae
Gene: BORCS6
Product: BLOC-1 related complex subunit 6
Biological process (GO): lysosome localization
Cellular component (GO): BORC complex
Source: RefSeq, a predicted model, not a curated record